This is a messenger RNA of Porites evermanni, 373 nucleotides long. The record is from the annotation of a GenBank genome assembly. NCBI's taxonomy places the organism in Eukaryota, Metazoa, Cnidaria, Anthozoa, Scleractinia, Poritidae.
GGAAAUAAACUAACUGAACUACCUGCUGAGAUUAGUGACCUCAGGGAGCUGAGGUGGCUGAGUGUGAAUAACAACCAGUUGGUUGGUUUACCUACCAGUAUACAGAGGCUGACCAAGCUUGAAGAGCUGGACUUGAAUGGAAAUAAACUAACUGAUCUACCUGCUGAGAUUAGUGACCUCAGGGAGCUGAGGCAGCUGAGUGUGAGUAACAACCAGUUGGUUGGUUUACCUACCAGUAUACAGAGGCUGACCAGGCUUGCAGUGCUGUACUUGGAUGUAAAUAAACUAACUGAACUACCUGCUGAGAUUAGUGACCUCAGGGAGCUGAGGGAGCUGGAAUUGAGUCAUAAUCCUUUAUCUGUUGACGCAAUAA